Erythranthe guttata (spotted monkey flower) is the source of this 1589-nucleotide messenger RNA. RefSeq names its product pelargonidin 3-O-(6-caffeoylglucoside) 5-O-(6-O-malonylglucoside) 4'''-malonyltransferase. NCBI's taxonomy places the organism in Eukaryota, Viridiplantae, Streptophyta, Magnoliopsida, Lamiales, Phrymaceae. The record is from RefSeq and is a predicted model, not a curated record.
UCCUUAUUUACUUUUUUUCAAUAUUUCCUUUUCUAGUUUGUUGAAUAUAAUGAAGGUGGACGUUGUGAGCAGGAAGUUGGUGAAACCAUGCACCCCAACUCCAACAAACCUCAAAAACUACCACAUUUCAUUCAUGGACGAACUCAAUCCAACGAUGAACGUCGUCGGCAUUCUCUACUACAAAGGCGCCACCGCCGAACAUCUCCACCACCUGGAGCAAUCCCUUUCAAAAAUCUUGCCUCAGUUCUACCCGUUCUCCGGACGAUACAUGAAACACGACCACCUGGUUCUUUGCACCGACCAAGGCGCUCAACUCAUCGAAGCAAACGUCGAUAUUGAACUGCUACAAGUCAUCGAACCCAAUUCCAGUAUCAAACCCGAGCAACUCAACGAUCUCCUCCCAUGCGAAAUCGGCGAGGCGGACGAAGAAACCGACCCCAUUCUAUCCGUGCAGAUCAACAAAUUCACAUGCGGUGGGAUAGCCAUCGGCAUAUGCAUUUCCCAUAGAAUCGUCGACGCGUGCUCUCUGGGAACAUUCAUCUCAGCAUGGUCGAACGCUAGCCUUGCCAAAGUCGACGACACCAAAGAAAUCAUUUCCCCGACUUUCGACGGUCCCGUAUUUUUCCCCGGAAAAAAUUUCCCCAACCCGGAGUUCGGAACAACAAGAUCAAGCGACAACGGUCUCUACAACAUUGUCUGUAGGAGGCUUAUGUUCGACAAGAACGCUAUAUCUUGUCUGAAAACGGGAGCCACCACCGCAAAAACAGGCGGCAGACUGAUUUCCAGGGUUCAAGUGAUUUCGGGGCUAAUAAUGAAAGCCAUAUCCAUGAUUGAUUCUACGAGGGCUUUGUUCGUCGCACAAGCGGUUAACAUGAGGGAAAGAACUAUUCCCGUCAUUCCUAAACACAGCUGCGGCAAUUUGGCUGCUCUGGCAAUCACUGAGUGCUCCGCCGAAGAAUCGAGAAAAAUGGGGUACGAGGACUUUGUUCGUUUACUUGGCGGUGAUGCUAGAAAAACCGUGGGCGACUGCGCGCAGAUUUUAUCGGAGGGUGGUUAUGGGGACAAGUUUCUGAUCGACGGUUCUCAUUACGCUUCAGAGAAAUCACUGAGGAGUGAUGUUAACGUUGUUUGGAUGACUGAUUGGAGUAAGUUUCGAUUCUACGAAGCCGAUUUGGGUUUCGGUAAGCCGGUGUGGGCGAGUGUGACUAAUGUGGUGAUCAAGAACCAUGUUUUGCUGAUGAGUAAUAAAGAGGGCGAUGGGAUUGAAGCGUGGGUGAAUUUGGAAGAGAACGAUAUGGGCAAUUUCGACCGAGAAAUUAACAACUUGUUUGUUAAAUUAUCAUUGGAAAUGCAUGCAAUUGGACCGGGUCCGGGUGCAGCAACAUGGUCUUAAUUUUACUUUAUUGUAUAAUGUGUUUGUUUUAAGCUUAACGUUUAAGUUCAGUGUCUUGUUUUUUGGUUGUUGUAUGACAUGUCAUGGGUUUGAAUUUUGAAAUAAAAGUGGCAUAUUCCUAUGCCUUUCCCUUAAUUAGUGUUACGUAUAAUUCAUUAAGAGAUUAAAUAUGAGCGGAUCACCCGAUAUUUAAUAU